This is a messenger RNA of Hypanus sabinus (Atlantic stingray), 6191 nucleotides long. Its product is annotated as ADP-ribosylation factor-like protein 5B. Gene Ontology annotation, molecular function: GTPase activity; GTP binding. Gene Ontology annotation, cellular component: cytoplasm; trans-Golgi network. The transcript is spliced from 6 exons. NCBI's taxonomy places the organism in Eukaryota, Metazoa, Chordata, Chondrichthyes, Myliobatiformes, Dasyatidae. The record is from RefSeq and is a predicted model, not a curated record. Gene Ontology annotation, biological process: protein localization to Golgi membrane; intracellular protein transport; vesicle-mediated transport. Bases 342 to 881 code for a protein of 179 amino acids.
UGUUUGUAUGGUUUGUGUUGCCGAAUCGCCAGACUAUUGGUGUCUAGUUAAAUUCUGCUGGCGGGUACCUUUUAAAAGAAAAAGCCCGAGGUUUUUUAUAGCUUUUCAGCGAUUGAGAGGUUUUUGUUCCCCUUGAGUUUCUGUUCCUCGAUCUCCGGAUUUCGGUGGGCACCGCGGCCGCCCUCUAAUGCUCUCGACCCUGUGGGAGGGUGGAAAUCGACCCCGGUGGAUUGGUGCUGAAGCAGGCCGCGGAGUGGGCAGGCGGGUGAUCGACGACCCGGGGUUCAUUUGACUCUGCCGUUUGGAUCUGUGGGCCAUACUCUCGGAGGGAACGCAGGAAGAUGGGGAUGUUUCUGACCAAGCUGAUGGGACUCUUCUGUAACCAAGAGCACAAAGUUAUCAUCGUUGGGCUGGAUAAUGCAGGGAAAACGACCAUCCUUUAUCAGUUCCUGAUGAAUGAGGUGGUUCAUACGUCACCCACAAUCGGUAGCAAUGUGGAAGAAAUAGUUGUAAAGAACACUCAUUUUUUAAUGUGGGACAUUGGUGGACAGGACAUGCUGCGUUCAACAUGGAGUACGUACUACACAAACACAGAGUUCGUUAUUCUAGUUGUCGACAGCACAGAUAGAGAGCGGCUCAUGCUGACAAAAGAAGAACUCUACAAAAUGCUGGCACAUGAGGAUCUCCGAAAGGCCGCUGUGCUAGUAUUCGCCAAUAAGCAAGACAUGAAGAACUCCAUGACAGCAGCUGAAAUUUCCAAGUUUCUAACACUAACUUCUAUCAAAGAUCACCCAUGGCACAUACAGGCCUGUUGUGCACUCACAGGCGAAGGGUUGGGUCAAGGGCUGGAGUGGAUGACAAUGAAAACAGCAGCAAAGUAGAUACUUGCCAACAGAAAAGGCCUUUGGAAGGAAUUCACUCUUAUGUCGCCAAGUGUAUUGGCUCUGUGCCUUGUUCUUAGAAGACAGUUCUUGAAAUACUGGAAGGUUACCCCAACCUGGGGCACUUGAAUUCUGAAUCCCAGAGAGUUCUUCUAUUCAAAGCUGUUGGCACAAAAACAGAAGGACAACCAUCCUGGUGGGCGAAAGCUGAUGGAAAGAGUAAUGGCACGUUGGCCCUGACCAAAUGUGCUGGAUUUUAACCUUUUGCAGUCCGAGUUGCGGAACAAAUUAAUUCACUGAAUUCUCCAGGAAGCUAAAUGCUAACCAUGGAUCCAUAUGGGCUGAGACAGAAGAGUGAAACAAUAAGGCUGCUUGCAGUCUGCACCUCCAGAGUCUCCAGGGUAACCUUGAGUACUCAAGCAGCACUGAGUUGGGUUGGUAACUGUGCCUGAGGCUUCAGGGCUUGUGUGUGGCCUGAACCUUGGGAUAUGCUUUUUACUCCCAACUUGACUACCAAGAAUAUUUAAUUAUUUUGAACCUCAGGAAUGGAAAUACUUCUUUUUAAUUUGCUGUAGUUUUAUUCUAUCGAAUGGCAUAUCAUUAGAUCACUGAUCAGUAUUAGUCUGCUUUAGGGCUUGAAUAACUGGAGCUUUGAAGCUUCUGAAAAGCUUUGAUACUUUUAUAUAUUUUUGCUCUUGAGUUCAAAGCUAACAUCAGUCAGUUCUACGAAACUAUCCCAGUGUUCAGCACACUAUGUUAGCUCAAUUUUUCCAGUGUAAAAGGUACCUCAAAGUUAGAAGGAUGGGAGAGGUUUCAGUUGCUGCAUUCUAGUCACUCAUCAAUGGAAAUACUUGGAGCAGACUAUCAGGUAUGCACCUCUUGAAUAUAGUGGCUGGUGUGGGACAGCAGGUUUUCAAUUGCUCCAUUUAUAGAGCACAUUUCAUCAAGAUCUGUUUCUCCCAUUGGUUGAAUGAAGCACCCCAGCAGAACUGCUUACUGUUACUCACAAUUAAUUCCUACCCUAAUACUAUCUGUUUAAACAGGUUUGAUAGUUGAGGUUUUGUGCCAGGGUUUCUGUGUAGUGCUGAUUUAACCUUCAGCCCAGGCAAGCAAGCAACGUUGAUAUUAGCUUGGAAUUAAGUAAUCAAGCAAUGGGAGGCAUUAGUCAGAGAGACUUGGAAAAACAAAUUUACUGGAUCAACUACAAUCUGAAUUUGUUCCCUAUUUAAAUUGGAAUCCACUUGAGAAAAGAUAACCUCACAGCAUAUCAUACUGUGGUUAUUCUAUUAAUAGUUCCCAAAUUCCAACUUUGAAGGAUAGAAAUGAAAGGAAACCACAUCAGUAUAACUAUGCUACCAAAUACAUAGCUCUUUCAUAUGGAGAAAUUGGUGGUUAACCCCUGGUAUCUACCUUGCAUGACUACAAGCCUCUCUGUCUAAUGUGCUAAUCUUCUGGGAAUACUUAUGGACUUCCUUCAUAUCUCAAGCACCAAAAAUAAGAGUUCAAGCUGCAGUCCUCUUGGCUUUGAGUUUAGUGCCUUGUGAGAAAACUGUAAAAUGUGAUUAUUUUUCAAACAAUACAGGCAGAGGUGGGUGGAUGGAUCUGGUUUGUCUUGUAAAGCUGAUAUCAGUGUUUCAUUUCCGUACAGCGGACAUCCUAAUUUGCUAACACUACAAUUGGAUUUAAAUAUUUCUGUUUGCCCUCCAGUUCUGUAACAGUUGAUAUUCGGAAAGCUCCAGCAAAUCUAUGAAGUGAUCCUGUACCUCAGUGGCAGAAUGAAUGAAUUGGCGCCUCUGUCCAAAAUUGGAUUGCUCAAAAUAGCUCCUAAUUUCGGUUUUGCAUCACUACCAGACUGACUGUCAGACCUUAGUAGAUGAACUCUUAGAUGUGUUCCCACAGCUGAUGUUUCCAUCUAUUUUCUUUUAUAUGACUUUAUGUGCCUCUGUUUUACGGGUGCACAGAGAGAAUAUCUCUGCAAACUUCAGGCAUUCAGCUGUUUCCUUCUAUGAACCCAGUAUCUGUGCAGCAUCUAACUUGACAACAGUCUGGUCCAUUCAAAGGUGAAAAUUCAGCAUGAUUUAACCUUUCUACCCUUUUUAACCCUUGCAUGAGAAAUUUUCACUUUGUUAAAAUCCAUUUUCUCCUCCUCCCUAGCCUCCCACAGGCUCAUGCACUCAUAAUGGAACGGGUGACACAGCUUGCAGGAUAAUGGGUGAAUAGUGGCAUGCUUGAAGCUUGCAAACUAAUCCAUAAAGCUCGUACAAUGCAAUUAUAUUUCUUAACCCUUGGUUGAAUUUUGAGUGGGGUUUCAAAAGUAUUGUGCUUGUAUCAUUAGCUCACUCAGGAUAAUGUUAAAUUCUCGCACUUAGUUUUGUUACCUUUGCAGUCUGAAGUGGGUUUAACUUUAUUUCAAUGUGGCACCCUGCAGAACUCCCAAGUUUGAAAUCAGGUCAAAGAGUUUAGACAAACUUCCAGUAGGGGGAGUUACUCUGGUUCUUUAAAUGUUGUUGAUUUAUAAAUAGUGGGUCACUUACAAUGUCUAUACUUGCAUGGAUGCUGAAAUAGGAACUACAAGUGCAGAUUUCGGAGCAAAACUCUAAAUCGACCAGUUGCAUCCCUUAGCAUGAAGGAGUGUACAAGGCUGUGUCUGGAAUGAAAUCCCAUUAUUGUACAGCAUCUGUUGCAAGUGUUGAGCAUCAUGUGAAUGUCAUUGAAACCACUUCAGCCACAUCUAACGGAGGUAAAUUUACUAAAUAACCCCACUCAUUUUGUAAAAAAUAUUGAAUCAAAAUAUCGGGAUAACUGUCUGAUUCUACCUCAUCACAAUUUACAUCUGCCUGAAUAUUUUAGUUUUAAUAUUGCUGUUGCCUUUUAAACACAAAUUGCCAACUUGAUCAAUGAGUUAAGGGUUUCAUAGAGAUAGAGGUUCCUUUCAGAUUUUAAAGGGGUAUGGCACCACUGAGUGAACAUAGUCUCAAAGAGCAGGAACCUUCCUUUCCUGCCUCAGACUCCAGGCUCUCCUUCACAUCCUUCAGUAUUGUCACGGUUCCACCUAUUUAGUAACUGCAGCUGGAAUUUAUUGACAAUGAAGAUGGGAUUGGUGUAAAUUUAGUGAUCUGCUAAAAUGACCUGUCAUCACAGCUUGAACACUUGAAAUGGUGCCUGAGAAUUGGUCCUUGUUGGAAGGGAACAGAGACGAGACAGGGCAUGGCAUACAUUCUGGUCGGUGAGUUCUUGCCAAGAAUGGGCAGUGGGAUUGAGCAAGUCAUCUUUCAAAUGUUCAGUCAGAAACUGCUGCAUACAUAAAUAGAUUCAUUGUGGAAGCAUUUGGUACUCAGGAAUUUGCAUAAAUCCCUGCCUUACAUUGAUAGGUUUUGUUAUAUGCUCCCAGCUGUUGUUAUUCCUUGCAUCACAAUUUGAGAGGCUAUUCACUCAGCACCUACAUCUUAAGUCUUGUGGCUUCAUGGGUUUUUUGAUAGUUCCUCAAUAAAUGUUUAGCCGAAUAUGGUGGUUCCGAGGGUAAGUGUUGUGAAUAGGUUCAUUGGAGAUGGUUGAUGAUGAGGUCUUAAGGAGAUUAUAUCAAAAGAUUUUUGGUUCACUGUCUCCCUUCUUUCAUUCCUAAAAAUAGAAAGGUUUCUAAACACUUUGACCCUCUGAGGUACAAUGAUUUCAAUGCAAAGAUCUGUCACUGUGCAAAUUGUGUAUUUUUAAAAUCGUCCUUUUAAGUGUGCAGAUGUCAUUGGUUCUUGUGUAUGCAAUGGUUUACUGUUCUCACCUAAUAUGAAAAACAGUUCAUCUGGUGGUUUUCUGAGGCUUUGCUGUUUAGCUUAAAGUAGUGUCUAUGGCCACGAGGUUUUGCCUCGGUUUGUGGCAAGAUGAGAUCUGCACGAUUUAUUUUCUGAGGUUCGAGGGAAGGAUGCCAAGCGUUGAACUUUCAGGUAGUAGGCAACUUGUUAUAGGAGAUGCCUCUUGUCCUUAGUCAAGUUCUGAAGAACAGGCCAUUAAACUCAAAAGCUCUGACAUCUAGACAUGUAAGACCAGUAAAUAUCCAGGAUGGCUGAAUGCAUGAAGAUAACCAAAGGACUCCUGCUUUGGUCCAGGUCCUUCAUUCUGGGCUGGAGCUUUUACAAGUUACUGCCCGCUAACACUCUUCCUUGGGGCAGGAGAGAGAGUUUGCGACACAGGCUGGAGUAAACAUGCCAAUGUCAUCAACUUGUAUUCAUGAUAAAUUGUUCCUGAUCACAUUGCAUGAAAAUUAUUGACUGCGUCAGUUAGUGACUGUGGAGAAUAGUUAUAAUUUCAAUUUGGUCUUGCAUCUGCUUAAGCAUUUCCUUUGUGAUUGAGAAUGGCAAACCUUCAGAUAUAUUGUGAAUGGUCGUAGAGCAUUGUUAGAAAAAUCUCUUUCCAAGCUUUUCAAACAUUUAAGUGCCACAUUGCUGGAGGUGCUUUUAGCCAAUUAAUGACUUAAACUAGCAGAAUGCACUCUUUAAAAUUACUACCUUUACAGUGGCUGUGAUGGUUUGGGGAGUGGAUUGACACCCUUGCAAAAAAGGAAAAGCGUGGUCUUAUUGAUAUUUAACCUGCCUUAGCAAAUUUAGGAUGGUAUUUUUUUGAAGUAAAUUUUUAAUGAAAUGCUGUUGGAACCCAGUAAUUACCUGGUGCUGAAGUGUAAACCAAUGUGUCACUCAGUCAUGUGAUUUAUUGAGAUGCCAACAGAAUGGUACAAUACUUUCAGGGAACUUUUAUCAGCUUGUAUUAUGCACAUCUCCCUGAACCAAAUCACUGUCAAUUAGUUGUCUCUGUGGGACAGUGGUUCAAACAAUGCUCCUUUAGAUUUUUAAGCAUAGAUGAAGUUUUAAGACUUCAGGCAUCUUUUUGUAGUUCAAAUUGACCGAACAGAUUUGGAAAACACUCUACCUCCACCAAAUGUGAACUUAAUCUCAAUGGAGACUGUGUUGUCUGGAUAUUCAUUAUGUGUUUUCCUUCCUGGUUCCUGACAGACCAUUUUUGUAAACAUGAUUACUGUCUUGAUUUUUGAGACCUCGGAUCAUGUAGCUUUAUUUGGUGAUACUGGCAACAGACACUCAGUUGUCAGAAUCAUCAGUUUUCUUUGGUUUUUAAUCUAUUUAAGUAUUAAUAUUUAACAGGGAACUCACCUCAAAAGUGAGAAUGAGCCAGUAUUGAAAAGGUCAUAUUACUGACAAUGUUGCACUCUGCUCAAACUGUAAAUGAAUAUGAAACAUUUCAUUCCAAGGACAUGUGAUACAGCAUGCGUUUUAAAUAAACUUUUUGAGAUUUUUAUAAUCAUUA